Ornithodoros turicata is the source of this 1101-nucleotide messenger RNA. RefSeq lists its product as uncharacterized. The transcript is spliced from 6 exons. Bases 120 to 998 code for a protein of 292 amino acids. The record is from RefSeq and is a predicted model, not a curated record. NCBI's taxonomy places the organism in Eukaryota, Metazoa, Arthropoda, Arachnida, Ixodida, Argasidae.
UGAAGAAGAAGAAGAAGAAGAAGAAGAAGGACUGCAUGUUGGGACUGUUCCAACUGUUCCUUUUGCAUACCUCGCAGUAAAUUGCUCAGUUUUAGCAGUAGACACAUCGUUGUGUGGCGAUGGCACUAGAGUACCCAAAGGAGAACAUGAUGUACGGCAAGGGAAAACCCGCGGCAACAAAACAAAAGAAAAAGCCCGCACCUCUGCUCCAGCCCCAGGAGAAGGUGAAACAACCAGAGCUUCAACAACAGCCGCAGCUGCAGCAACUGGAGCUACAACACCCGGACCUUCAAUACCAAGGUAUUCAACAGCCGGAACCUCACCAACCAGAAGUCCAACAUCCAGAGCUCCAGUACCCAGAGAUGCAGCAUGCACAGCAGCCAGUGUUAUCACAGAAUUAUCAGCCCCAGCCGGGGUUUGAACCGAUGCAGCCACCACUUUCUAUGCGAGGAGGAGGGCGUCCCGAUAAUGAUCGGGAACACAUGUUUCCAGCCUUUCCUCAUCACAAAAGGGACUCAUCCGCCACUUCGCUUCUGCCCGUUCCAUUUAUGAGGAAGAAGAUGGGGAUGUUCUACACGUGGCAAGUCUUCGUCAUGUGGAUGGCCAUAUCCGGAACUAUUGCCUUCGUAUGCACCUACGGAGCUUUCAGAAAAUAUUUUUUAUCAAAAUCAAGGUCUGCGGUACCAGGAAGUAUCCACAAGCCAAAUGUACAUCAGCUUUAUCCAAACUUCCUCAAUUCGAACUGCAGUGAGGAAAGCCCCUGCACGGGAAACGGGAUGCAGUGUGUCACCCACAUAUGCGUCUGCGCCGAAGGAUACCAACCGAGGAGAAAGAUCUGCGUUCCCAGCAGGAAGUUCGAUCACAGAGAUCGACACACUACCAGCUCCGCAGAUGAACCAAGAGUUGCAACGCCGAUGUACUGUUCCGGAAACGAUUGUCCCACGCGUCGUGAUGGGAAAGCAAGAAAACGAAAGCCUCCGAAUAACGAAAUACUUUAAAAGCUGCACCUUAAAAGGAUACAUGCCGCGGACAUCUUGGACGUUUAUGAUACGAAAUGAUGUAAAAAGUAAUAGAUUCGCGGGAACAGAGCUUAAAGGCUUG